Molecule: messenger RNA, 1330 nt
Organism: Babesia bovis T2Bo
Lineage: Eukaryota; Apicomplexa; Aconoidasida; Piroplasmida; Babesiidae
Product: Citrate synthase family protein
Exons: 7
Coding region: 191-1300 (369 amino acids)
Biological process (GO): tricarboxylic acid cycle; carbohydrate metabolic process
Source: RefSeq, a predicted model, not a curated record
ACUAAAUUUUUACAAUUCAACAUCGCAAUGUUCAGCACUAAGGCAACACAUUUGAUAACGUGCGGCAUAUGAUGAAGAUCAUAUAACUUCUUGAUCACAUGUGUCUAAAGGUUUCUUUGACCCCCAAAACAAUGAUACUGGAUUGAUUUCGAUCAAGAAUGAAAAGAAGGUUAAGAAAAUAUCUAGCAAAAUGAAGGCAUUAUGUUGGCUCCAUAGACCCAUGAGUUCAAUGUCUCAGGCUUCAAUUAAACCGAGGCAUAGGAAAUUAAUCGCAGUGGAAACUGAAAUAUACUCUCCCUCGAUCAAUUCAGAUAUACACUAUCGAGGAUACCCGCUGAGGCAGCUGGUGAAACAAAGUACAAUAACAGACGUAGCACACCUUCUACUGAAAAAGGAUUUGCCAGAUGUAGAAAGCCGGCAAGAAUUUAUCAAUCGGAUGAAUGAAGGUAUAAACCUCCUUCCUUCGUCAAUACAUACGCUCCAUGGUCUUAUGCCACCAGAAGCUAAUGUAACGGAUGUAUUAAUGGCGUCCUUGAGCUUUUUGGAAAUGGAUUCUAAUCCAGAGGAACUGGCAUAUGAAGCUGUUUGUGGUCAGUGUCUAGCCAUAAUGAGCCAAUGGCAUUGCAAAACGAGUGAUAAUAUACCGUCCACGGAAAACCCGAUCGUGGAUUUUAUUUUACAUAUACUAGGCUCCAGUACUAACAACUCCCUCGAUAGUGAAACAAAGGAGUUGCUCAAUACUAUCGCAAUAUUAUAUACCGAUCACGGCCUGACGAAUGCGUCAUAUGCUGCUCGCUUGUGUACAACGGAAAGGGGUAGCGUAUAUUCAAGCUUAAUAAGCGCACUCGCCGCCCAUAAGAAAUGUAUACCAAUGUUCUCAUGGCAAAACUAUAAAGCCUUCAUAAAUGCUUCCAAUAUCGAAAUCAACACACUUUUAAAAACAUUACAUGAGGAAAAACGUUUGCCAAAGCCAUUUAGAGAUUUUGUACACCCCUCGAAAGAUCCAAGAACCGUUAUAUUGAUGGAGCACUGUGAUCACGAAAAGAUAGUUGAAUUAACAGAGAUUGAUAAUAAAUUUGAUAGAAAGUGCCACCUGCGCUUUGACGUAUUCGUCUACCACCUCAUGAGAAGGUUAUUCCAUGACGAUCCAGAAAAGGCAUUAGUUGCCAUGAGGAUUGUUAUUUUGGUGCCUAGGAUAUUAGGCUGGCUAGCCCAUAUCGCAGAACAAAAGGAGGUUAAACGAACGAUACAACAUAUAGCAGCAUAUGUUGGACCACCACCAAGAUCAAUUGAUAGCUAGUUACACCAAAUUCAAUCGUAUUAUUACAAC